Molecule: messenger RNA, 978 nt
Organism: Mitosporidium daphniae
Lineage: Eukaryota; Fungi; Microsporidia
Exons: 2
Biological process (GO): regulation of DNA-templated transcription
Molecular function (GO): DNA-binding transcription factor activity; sequence-specific DNA binding
Source: RefSeq, a predicted model, not a curated record
AUGGCGGGACAGAAAAAAGCAGAGCCAAAUGCGGGCACCGCAUCCAUCAAGGACGCCCAAGAUGAGCAAGCUCACCAGAAAACAGCUACCGGAGAGAAAACAGCUACCGGAGAGAAAAUAAUGCUUGCUCCUAAUUGGAUGCCUUCCGAUUUUAAUGCAACAUCAUCCCUCUCCAAUUCAUCAUUGUUCUCGGUUUCACCACAGUCGCUGUCGCCAUCAGCAUCCUCAACAUCGGCGGGAAAGCAGGUGCAUCCGGCUACCUUUGUUAAAAAGCUAUAUCUGAUGGUUGAUGAUGUGUCCACCAAUGCCUAUAUUCGAUGGGGAUCUGAUGGGACCACCUUCAUCGUCUUUUAUCCAGAAGAGUUUGCGCGCGAAAUUCUUCCUCGCUUUUUCAAACACAAUAACUUUAGCUCCUUUGUGCGCCAGUUGAAUAUGUAUGGGUUUCACAAGGUGCCGCAUUUCACCGUCAAUCAAAUAUCGUCAUUUGAUAAUCCGGUAGGGCCAAGUGGCGAUAUUUUUUCUCGCUCAUUAUCGCUUUCUUCGUCAACAUAUUUGACUAGCUCUUCGUCGUCUUCCUCAUACACAAGCUCCUGGGAAUUUUCACACGAAAACUUCCGUCGCAACCAAAUGAACCUGCUGUUGAACGUCCGUCGGAAAAUCCAGCAGCCCAAUCACAAUAAUAGCAAUAGCAUGUCCCCAUCGUCGACAUCAAAUGCGCUAUCAAAGCCCAUAUCAGACGGGGCCUUUGCGGGCCCAAUUAUAAACAAUCCCAACCCAGCUGUUCCCUCAAACUUUUACAAUUUAUUUUCAACCUCAGACAUAUCAAAUAGACUGUUGGAAUAUCUCGCCUAUACUGCUGCAGCCUCUGCGGCUACAAAUACGGCGGCCCAGAUUUCCAACGCAACACAACCGCUGAGCAUUGGCGCGGCACCUCUGAAAGAUGCUCAAAUCAAACCGGAAGGAGCGCAGGAAUGUAAU